Molecule: messenger RNA, 1903 nt
Organism: Lentinula edodes (shiitake mushroom)
Lineage: Eukaryota; Fungi; Basidiomycota; Agaricomycetes; Agaricales; Omphalotaceae
Product: DNA polymerase alpha/epsilon subunit B-domain-containing protein
Exons: 7
Coding region: 42-1628 (528 amino acids)
Biological process (GO): DNA replication; DNA strand elongation involved in DNA replication
Cellular component (GO): delta DNA polymerase complex
Molecular function (GO): DNA binding
Source: RefSeq, a predicted model, not a curated record
CAACAACGCGCUUUUUUCUUUUACCACUACCUGUCUUUCAAAUGGCCAGUCUUGCGCCUUUACCAAUUCCAGAUACACAGCUAGCGCGAGCCACGACGACAGUGAUAGCUCCAAGCCCACAAACCCCUUCUUUCAUUAUUGAUUCGAAGAACAAAACCUACAAAUUCCAAUACUCCAACAUUUACUUUCUUCGACUACGUGCGCUGAGAGGAUUUGUCCAGAAAGCUGCGAUUAAACGAUGGAUGAAACUUCCUGGAAAUCCCUCAUUCGUACCUCGCGUUCUUGAGGUUGAACCUUCUCAGCUAUGCUACAUCAUUGGUACAGUGUACAUGGACAUGCCACUGAAACCCAAUGUCAUGGAAGACAUUGCCCGAGAUCAUUCCAUCCCUGCGCCUCCCCCGCCUCCUUAUUACUACUCGGCAGAUGAUCAAGUCAUGAUGGAAGAUGAAUCUGGUAGAAUACAGCUUGUCGGCGAACGCUUGAAAUCGGAAAAACUGGUCACUGGUCUCAUCAUAGGAGCUUUAGGCAUGGAGACUCCAGAUGGUAAAUUCGAAGUGGCAGAUUUUUGUUAUGCGGGCCUUCCCCCCCAACCUUCCACAACCAAGGAAGAGCUAGAGGACAGAAUGGAAGUAGAUAGUACAAAGGACUUGCCAUCGGAUGAAUGGAUCGGCGUGGUUUCCGGUCUCAACAUUGGGGCUCCAUCACCCUCUGAUGGGCAAAUCCAGCUGUUGGUUGAAUAUUUAACGGGCGAAGAGGGAAGUGCAGAUGAUCAAGUCUGUGUAUCCCAAAUAUCCCGUCUCAUCAUUGCGGGAAACUCCAUGGCACCCAUGCUCGUGACAGGCAAGGGUGAAGCGGAUGCAGAAGGUGAUAAGAAAUCGCGUAAAUUCGGAUACGACGGCACGACAUUUUCAUCACAUCCAGUCCUGUCAUUGUCCGGUCAUUUACUCGAUAUAGGCCGGGCUAUGCCAAUCCAUAUUCUUCCCGGUGAGACAGACCCUUCCGGAACCAUCCUUCCACAGCAACCGUUUCCUCGAGCCAUGUUUGGCGCAAUAUCCUCAUUCUCUUCAUUUACUUGCGAAACCAAUCCCACUUACCUUCACCUCUCUUCCGACUCUACACAUAUCACUCGGACCUUUCUUCUGCAUUCCGGCCAACCCGUAAAUGAUAUGUUCAAGUAUCUCCCAUCCCCACCGCAUACCCCUUUGUCAACUGUGGAGUCAACGUUAAAAUGGAGGCAUAUAGCCCCGACAGCACCAGAUACGCUUUGGUGUCAUCCAUAUUUCACCUCGGACCCGUUUAUCAUACAAGAAACACCAGACAUAUAUAUUGUUGGUGGACAAAAGAAAUUUAUGACAAAAUUGGUAGAAAACGAUGGCAAGGAUGAUGGAUUGCGAAAACGAUGUCGCAUAGUGCUGGUCCCCGAAUUUUCUGAAACAGGGAUGCUUGUGCUUAUCAACCUCAGAUCCCUCGGAGUGAAAAUUGUCAGAUUUCGUGGCGAAAAUAUGACGGGCAGUAUGUCGGAUACUAAUUACCUCGAUGGUAUGAAAACUUCAAGUUCAGAAAUGAUACCACUAGUUGAACCUGAAAGUUCCUUCCCGCGUUCGGGUAGUGGCCCGACGCGUCUAUAAAGAAGAUUUUAUUUGCAACUUGAUUUGGGUCAAAUAUCUUUAUUCUUCUUUCUUUCCAGUGACUAGUUUUGAAUUGCUACUUCUCGAUCAUUAUUUGCUGAAAUUUGCGAUCAUCGGACACAGAAAAAUGCUUGAUAUUUCCAGCUUUGACCGGUGGGAAUUUCAGCGAGUACAUAGAUAUUUCAAACUUGUCCGUGUUCGCCCUUGGCCCCGUCUUCACGAAAGGUGGCCGGUGAACCGGUGAAACCCGGACCAAUCAGUUGGGCGAUGAAAUA